This is a messenger RNA of Anopheles nili, 1207 nucleotides long. RefSeq names its product probable galactose-1-phosphate uridylyltransferase (gene Galt). The transcript has 3 exons. Gene Ontology annotation, biological process: beta-D-galactose catabolic process via UDP-galactose, Leloir pathway. Lineage: Eukaryota; Metazoa; Arthropoda; Insecta; Diptera; Culicidae. Gene Ontology annotation, molecular function: UDP-glucose:hexose-1-phosphate uridylyltransferase activity; zinc ion binding. The record is from RefSeq and is a predicted model, not a curated record. Bases 44 to 1099 code for a protein of 351 amino acids. Gene Ontology annotation, cellular component: cytoplasm.
CAAUCUCGGGCUGCUUUAGUUCAUCACCUCGUUUUGCAGUGCAAUGUUCGACCCAACGGAUCACCAGCACCGACGGUACAAUCCGCUCACCGGCCAGUGGGUGCUAGUGAGCCCGCACCGUAUGAAACGGCCCUGGUCCGGGCAGGAGGAAACACCCCAAUCGGAUGACCUUCCCGAGUUCGAUCCGACGAAUCCACUCUGCCCAGGGGUGACCCGCUCGAACGGAACCAAAAAUCCCAUCUACGACUCGACGUUUGUGUUUACGAACGAUUUUCCGGCCCUGCUGGAGCAAGUGCCGGAACCACCGGCCAGCGAUGAUCCACUGUUUCAGGUGGCACCGGCUCGUGGAACCUGCCGGGUGAUGUGCUUUCACCCAAAAUCCAACAGGACGCUGCCACUGAUGACGCCCAAGGAGAUCCGGAACGUGAUUGACGCGUGGAUCGCCGAAUUUCGGAGUCUCGCGAAGCGCUACAGCUGGGUGCAGAUUUUCGAGAAUAAGGGCGCCACGAUGGGGUGCUCGAAUCCGCAUCCACACUGUCAGAUUUGGGCGUGCUCGUUUCUGCCCAACGAACCGCAGAUCAAGGACGGCAAGCUGCGUGAAUACUUCGCCCGCCAUGGCACGGCUCUGUUGGAUGAUUACGUGCGCCAGGAGCUCACCAAACGGGAACGCAUCGUGAUCGACAAUCCAGACUGGCUCGUAGUGGUCCCGUUCUGGGCCGUUUGGCCCUUUGAAACGAUGCUGAUCUCGCGCAACAGAAACAAGCGCAUCUCGGACCUGACCGUGUCGCAGAUUAACAACCUGGCGAUCGUGAUCAAGGAGCUCACCACGAAGUACGACAAUCUCUUCAAGUGCUCGUUCCCGUACAGCAUGGGCUGGCACGGUGCACCGACGGCGGAUCUGGCUGAGGGUGUUUCGAGUGAUCAGCACUGGACGUUGCAUGCCAUCUACUAUCCACCGUUGCUUCGGUCGGCGACGGUGCGCAAGUUUAUGGUGGGCUUCGAGCUGUUGUGCCAGUCGCAACGUGAUCUUACCGCCGAACAAGCCGCUGACAGGCUGCGUGGGCUCUGUGGAAAGCGGCACUACAGCGUGCAGUUGUAAUCAGCGCAGCCAGCGCGCUAUCUAAUCGUACGAAAGGGCUCCGACACCGUAAACAUACACGAACGCUAAUAAAGUACUACCCCCACGGUGGGUUCGAUGUUUUAACCG